AUGGCCAAGAUCACAAUUGCUGAACCGCUUCCCGAGGGGACCGCAUCAGCAACUGUCCUUCAGCUCCUGCAAAACCAUGAUGAUUUGAUGGAUCUGGGCUCUCUAACCAAGGAGCGACACCCCAUUAAGCCACCGCCUGAAGCGCCGCCAGAGGAGCACCAUGGCGCAUGGCAAUGGUACAGCAUCACCGAGCAGUUCAGGUUACCUAAAGACGUAGGGUCUGGGGAGUUCAGCAGUAAAGUCGGGUUUCUGGAUUUACCUAACGGUAUGAUCUCGCAUGUCUACUCACAGUUGGGCAUUGAAGUCCGCGACCAUUGGACUAUCCAGAGUAGCCAGUCCAAGUCGAGCGGGGGGCCUACACUCUGGGUAAAAGUUGAGAGUGACAUCAAGUGCAAAUUUAUACUCAGAUCGUUUGUGAAGAGGAAAGUCAAGCAGUCUCGGCUUGGGUUUGUCAACCAAGUCCUUCAGAAGACCCGGAAUUCCGUCCUGGCCAAGAUCGACGGUUCAAGUCACAGUCGCGUUGGGGAGACUUUGGCGGUGUCUGGAGCCCCAUUUCAUCUCGGUGUCAACCUAUCAUCACCUUCCAAUGUCGGUGACGAGUCACCAUAUACGCCAGACUCAGAGACGUUUGAGCUCGACAGCCAGCCAGCGGGACUGCCAGAACUGGAUAGCGUCCAGUCGGCCAAGGAGCUUGAUGGUCGUGAGAUAGGACCCAAGUCGAUACAGAACGCCACCAGCAGGCCUUCAUCUGGUGUAGAGAAGCAUACUCAAGCAGCCCAAGCCGAAAUCUUGAAACUCGAUAGCAUGGAGCUAAGGAAGCGUCCUACAUAG
Molecule: messenger RNA, 831 nt
Organism: Neoarthrinium moseri
Lineage: Eukaryota; Fungi; Ascomycota; Sordariomycetes; Amphisphaeriales; Apiosporaceae
Exons: 2
Coding region: 1-831 (276 amino acids)
Source: RefSeq, a predicted model, not a curated record